Stylophora pistillata is the source of this 1786-nucleotide messenger RNA. Its product is annotated as dynein light chain Tctex-type protein 2B. Lineage: Eukaryota; Metazoa; Cnidaria; Anthozoa; Scleractinia; Pocilloporidae. The record is from RefSeq and is a predicted model, not a curated record. Gene Ontology annotation, biological process: microtubule-based movement. Gene Ontology annotation, molecular function: dynein intermediate chain binding. Gene Ontology annotation, cellular component: cytoplasm; cytoplasmic dynein complex.
AACAAGUCACUUUUAAACAAUGUCUUCUUUUAAAUAAUGUCUUCUUUGGUUCAGAACAUUAGCAGGGUGAAAACCUUCUCUGCAAAACUGGACUAUAAACUCUGAUGACAUGACGGGUGCAAGUGAAUCACACACGCCAUAUGCCGAGUCAUCCAACCAAUCAGACAAAAAUGACAGUGCAGACCAACAUAAUAACAUAUCCAUAAGAAUUUAAAUAUCUUAUUGAACUCAUUAAGGAGAUUAUUUCGUUAUUUUGGACUCAGCAUUGGAAAUGAGCAAAUCAAGGACCAUUUUGCUUCUGUCCUCUGGUAGAGAUGGGCGCACUUGUCAGCAAUCUGCAUUUUCUAUGCGUUAGUCUUGUCUUUGCUAACAGCUGUUUACCAAAUUAACAUCUCUUUAGCUGAAAGAACUCCAUUGGUGAAGGUGACAAGUAAUUGCGAUAAAAUAAGUAGGAGUAAAUUAACACUCGCCAUUGUUCUAGACAAAGCCGGGCGGAAAUAAUGAACACAUACAUUAACACGUGGAUUAAAAUGAAGCCAAACAAAGUAAAAGUCACUUAACUCGACGGUCACUGAAUCACCAAAACGUGAGCAGAACUGAAACCUGAGAUAAAAUAGGCCGGAUCGAUACUCUGACAAUAACUGUUCAUUGUUGAGGUCCAGUGAUUUAUCUUUAAAGACAGGAAGUGCGUUUUGACAUGCCUGCCAGUGAAGUCUCCAGUCGACGAAGCUCUGUGACGGCGGAUGUUCAGAACAAACCGGCAACACUAAACAUACAAGAGCCAGUCGCCAGGCAGAUUCAUACGCUGUCAGCAACUUCUAGGACCAACGCAGCGACCAGGCGAAAAUCCAUGAGUUUGUAUCCCAGAUCACAUCAAGCCGGCCAAACCGAGCUUUCGCAUCAACUGGCUGGAAAGAUUGCUAAUACAUACAAACUACGUCCUGAUGCAGACAAGCGAUUUCGCUGUAAGGAUGUCAAAGACGUCAUAGACAGCGUCUUGGAAAGCCACCUUAAAGAGCUUCCUUACGAUCCUGAAAAAUGUAAGAGCUUGCUACCCAGCAUCACAGACGAAAUCAAGGACAAAGUCAAGGUGCUUGGUUUUGAAAGGUUUAAACUUGUUUGUGUUGUGACCAUAGGACAAUUGAAUAACCAAGGAGUACGUUGGGCGAGCCGGUGCCUGUGGGAUGUCGAAACCGAUCGCGUGGCAUCAUCAUCGUUUUGUGGGUAUUUUUGAAGGAAAAGUGUGAUUGUUGACACGUUCCCGUUCCAAGUUAUGUAAUAAUGUUCUUCAUCCAUGGCGUGACUUGGAAUUUUCACUCACAAUGUCUUACGCUUAACUUCAAGAAAAGCUAGUUUUCAAAAGACACAAAUUAAAAAAGGCCAACGGAGGGGUCUACAAACAGAAAUUAAAAUGUAAACCAUUGAUUUUCAUGAUAUUUAUUUCAAGAUUAGAAGAAGGGUUGGGAAUUUGCUUGUUAUCAUUCGUUGGUUAUCAUGUUUGUCGUACUUCUCAAGAUAUCUGUGUGUUAAAGUGUUCAGGUUUGGUUCUUAUCAAUCUCCAAGAUACUGUUUAUGAAAUUAUUGGUGAGGACUCAAUUGAAGUAUUGUUCGUGCUUCAUAGUUUUAUUGCCGCCGACAUAAACGUGCGAUCUCCAUGGAAACGGUGAGCAAAGAUAAGUUUAGCAUUGUGUGACAGUGCGCGGUACAUGAAGUGUGUAAACAUUUAAUUAUUUCAAAACAAUUACGUAGCAUUGGUAUAAAGCAAUAAAAUGGCUUCUGUACACAA